This is a messenger RNA of Stylophora pistillata, 1641 nucleotides long. RefSeq lists its product as uncharacterized. Lineage: Eukaryota; Metazoa; Cnidaria; Anthozoa; Scleractinia; Pocilloporidae. Gene Ontology annotation, molecular function: calcium ion binding. The record is from RefSeq and is a predicted model, not a curated record.
AGAAAACUCCUUGUUAAUAUUUAAUCAUGAUGAGAACUAUUUUAAUAAUCGCGAAACUUCCUUUUCCGUAAGAAUCUGAAGAUGAGGCGUCGUCGAUUUCCGAUGCUUUCUCUCCUAUUUCUGUUUCUUUUGAUGGGAGGCUGGUUUUAUGCCUUUACAUUUGCAAACCAUGAUAGCUGUCGGAGACUCAAGUUUCUGGAAAUAAGAGAUGGUUAUGCAUUGGUGGGCCAUGUCUUUGAAAACAUUUUAAUGCCAGUCGGAAUGCAUAUAUACAGUCACUGCAGAAAUUGGUGUACAAUGAAAGACAGAUGUAAAUCAAUCAACAUGGGACCCUCAGGAGAAAAAGAUAAAGUUUUGUGUCAAUUGAGUGACUCGGACCAUUUACAACACCCAAAUGAUCUGAAACCCAUGGCAAGCUUUAUAUAUAGGGGCACGGAGAACAAGUGUUGCUUCAACAUGUGCUACAACAAUGGAACUUGCCUGGUUGGAUUUACGGACAAGGGAUACAAAUGUUUGUGUCCACCUGGUUACACGGGAGAAUUCUGUGAAAAAGUAUUCAGUGCCGUUUUUACGAACCUCAACGCCAGUGGAAGAUUUGGUCCAACAACGCUGGCCAGUCACUACGCAGGUCAGGAUCAUGACGGACAAGUUACACUGUCCAGCGGUAUUCAACAGUGGACUGUGCCAUACACUAGCGACUACAGGAUAGAAGCAAUAGGAGCAGCAGGAGGAUACGAUACACUCAACAACAGUGCUCAGUAUCGAGGAAGAGGAGCAAGAAUGAUUGGAACAUUCAGUUUAAACAAGAGUGAAGUCAUUCAGAUACUUAUCGGUCAAGAAGGAGGAAUAAACAAGGGUAAUUGGUCUUCUGGCGGUGGUGGAGGUACAUUUGUAGUGAGAGGAGCCAACAAAUCUUUGAUCAUAGCCGGGGGCGGAGGAGGUACGCAGGGAUUAAAGUCAAGGCAGUCAGGAUGUGAUGCUAGUUAUGGUUCACCGGGAAAUUCUGGUUACAGAUCAUGGUCAGGGGGGAGCAAUGGACAUGGUGCACAGACCGCUGACACUGGCGCUUCCGGUGGCGGCGGAGGAGGUUUCUACUCCAGCGGCAGAAGCUCAGUGAGGUUUGGUGCUACCAUAGGAAGUGGUGGUGAGGGUGGUAAAGGAUUUCUUCAGGGAGGAGUGGGAGGUAGAGCUCUGUUUAACAAUGUUUAUGGUGGAUUUGGUGGAGGUGGAGGAGCUUUUGGAAAAGGGGGAGGCGGUGGAGGAGGAGGGGGGUACUCUGGAGGAGGCAGUGGAGAUAAUAAACAUAGUUCCUGUGGAGGCGGUGGAGGAUCUUACAAUGUUGGCAAAAAUCAACAAAAUGAAUGUUGCUUUCGAUCAUUUGGCCAUGGUCAGGUGGAGAAGGUGGAAAAGAAUUUCUCUAGGGCGGGCUGGGAAGCAGAUCUUGGGUUUACGAAGUUCUUGGUGGAUUUGGAGGAGUUGGAGGUGCUGAUGGGGCUGGAGGAGGAGAAGGAGGAGGAGGAGGGUACUCUGGAGGAAGCAGUGAACAAGUGUUCCUUCAACAUGUACUACAACAAUGGAACUUGUCUGGUUGGAUUUGCGGACAAGGGAUACAAAUGUGUGUGUCCACCUGGUUACACGUGA